CAAAGCUAAUGGACUACUUUGGAUGCCUCCAAACAUUCAGCAAUUAUCUUGCCUCUGUUUCUUGGUGACACAUAUCUGUAUCUGACUUGGUUCUUCAGCUUCAGUCACUCUUUUCAUUUCUUAAUGCAUACCUGUCUGAGGUAUAAGUACAGAAAGAUGUAAUUUCCACUUAAUUACUAUUAACAUUAUUUUAUUCAGAAUGCCUACUAAAGCUUAUACCAGAGUAGUUCCCCUUUCAGUGCAAUGUCUUUUCUGCUGCCUCAUUAGUCCCUUGGUUCACUUUACAACACUGGUGCUAAUGUCUGUCUUAUCUAACUCUCUUAAUAAUUCCCGUUGUGCCAGAACAACAAAUAUUUCUUAGAAGCCAUUUGAGUUCUGCGUGUCACACACAAGUCACCGAAGGAGCGUGCGCAUGCUAAGUAUGCUCACAAUUUUAAGUGCAAUUUGAUGCAUUAACACCCUGCUAAAUGAAAAGAGAAUUAGAGCCGAAGCAAAACAAACAGAUCCUGUGCUUAAUUUGACAAUUAAGGUUUUGUUUGGAGCAGGCAGGAUUUCUACUAAGAACCCUUGCAGUAGGACGCAGUCCCUUUAUAAAGGCCAGGGAUAACUAACUCCACUGAGGCGCAGUGGGGAAGCUGUUUAUGUUAACAUUGGCAGGCAGUGUGCCGGGGAGCCAUGCUGGAUUCCAGCUGUAUAUGUGGAAAUUUUAUGGGGACGGGUGUGAAUCUGUGAGACUGCUUGUGCACAGAAGCUGUUGGACGUGGUGUCUCAUCCUCAGCUGACCUCUGAAUCUGUGCUGUAACACACGCAGGUGGGGAGCACACAGCUAACCGGGCUCCUCAGGGGACACCUGGCCUGAUCUAUCCAGAUGCAGUCUUACAGACAACAGGCUUUCCAGAAACAGCCAUAAAGAGCCUCACAACCACGGAGAAACGUGGUGGCAGAGCAGCAGGGCAGGCCUGUACUGCUGCACUCAGGUGAAGCGCAGCACCUGCUCGAGAGGGAGAACCGAGCCGAUGGAUCCUACAGCUCCAGCCCUGUACUGUCCUGAAGCUGUCCAAAUCUGGGAAGGAUUUGGACUGCUCUCUUUGACAGUUUGGAGCUGUUUCACACACUUCCACAUCCCCCUCCCUCUGGGGCGGGCAGCAGCACACCUGCCGCCGGGGUGGCCUUCCCAGCACAGAGCAGCGACUCCGUCCCCGUGCAUCUGAGGACGCCGAGGAGCGACGCCGGCCUUCCCACGCGUCGCCGCGCUGCCCCACGCCGCCAUCCCCCGCGCUCCACCCAGCGGGGCCAGGGCGGGCGGGGCGAGGGAGCGCAGCUCUCCCCGCCCCCGGCGCUCGGGACCGCGCUGCUCCUCUCUGCGGGGAAGGGCAUGGAGUUGGCGGGAGCGUAUAAAAAGCCGCCGUGAUGCGAAGCCGCCGUCCCUCCGGAGUUGCCGAGGGGCGCCGAGGGGGCAGAGUGACGCCAUGAUCAAUCCCAACUAUUACCCGUGGGGCUACGACGGCGACAACGGACCAGAUCAAUGGCACAAAAAUUACCCUACUGCCAAAGGACGCCAUCAGUCCCCCAUUGAGAUCAAUAACAAAGAAGUGCACUAUGACCGCUCCCUGCUGCCCUGGUUUGCUAGUUAUGAUCCUGGUGCAGCGAAGACCAUCCUCAAUAAUGGGAAAACCUGCAGAGUUGUGUUUGAUGAUUCUUUUGAUAGAUCAGUGUUGAGAGGUGGGCCACUUCAGGGGGUCUACCGGCUGCGUCAGCUUCACUUUCACUGGGGUUCAUCUGAUGACCAUGGCUCUGAGCAUGUUGUGAAUGGAGUGAGAUAUGCAGGAGAGCUACAUUUAUUACACUGGAAUCCAAAAUACAGUAAUUACCUUGAUGCUGUAAGAAGAACAGAUGGUAUAGCUGUUUUGGCUAUUUUUUUGCAAGUAGGGAAAACACCCAAACCAGAGAUGAAAAGAAUUCUUGAAGAAAUAAAUGCUAUCAAAACAAAGGGGAAAGAAGCUCCUUUUCCAAACUUUGAUCCUUCAAUUCUUUUCCCUAAAUCUCAUGACUAUUGGACAUACCAUGGUUCUUUUACUACUCCACCUUGUGAAGAGUGCAUCACUUGGAUUGUUCUUCGAGAGCCUAUCAUAGUCAGCUCAGACCAGAUGGCAAAGCUCCGUAGCUUAUCAAAGAAUGCUGAGAAUGAACCUGAUCUUCCCCUGGUCGAUAACUGGCGCCCAACUCAGCCUCGGUAUUUCAGGAUGGUGAGCGCAUCAUUCCUUUAGGACCUGGCUCAGGUUUGUUGCCCUUCAGUGAGGUGAUCUCUAGAACUAGGAAAUGGUCUUGCUUUGGAUCCUCUGUUUUAUUUACACAGGACUCCAGCUGUAGGUUUGGAAGGUGGAACUUGGAGAUGUGAAAUGGGAAUUUCACUUUCAAGGAUAAAAGUUACGUUUGAAAAUCUUAUUAUUAAAAUGGAAAUAAAAAAUCUGUUUGGCUCUUCAUAACUGUUUUAGCAUUAGCUUUUGUUAUUAGUAUGAAGGAAGAAAGAAGACGUUACUAAUGAGUAUAAAAGAAUUCCCUAUUACCCGUGUCUCUUGGUGCUUGCCUUAUUACAAACAAGAGAUUGCAGUUAAGAGAAGUAAUUGUUUUCAAAAUAAAACCAUAUUUUUCAGUAAUUGUUUUCAAAUUAAGCGUGUUCUGCUCUGAGCUGCACCAGUUAUGCACAUUAAUAAAUGAGAGCACAGUUGAUAUUUGAUAUUCAUAUAAAAUAGGUAAGGAUAGCAAAUUGCUUCUUUACCACUGAUUUCAAAAUCAGCUUUCAACUUGAUAAAACAAAGAACAGGUAUAACAAAGGUCUAUUCUGAAAACUGUAUUCACUAAAGCAUACUUAGAUAAAACUAUGGAAUUGAGGAAGAGCUAUUUCUAUUUGUGUCAAAACUGGUUGUCCAUAUUAAAAAACUCAUUUGUUUUUCAAUGUUAUAGCAAUCAAAGUGACAUGGAUUUUGAGAACUUCAUCUUAAUAUCCUAAAUAUAUAUAUUUUCUCCAUGUAUGCUAAUAGCUUUUCUCUGUUAAUAGAUUGUUAAGAUAGCAAAAGUUCUUAAUUUUUAGUGCUUUUUUGAGGCAUAUUUUUUGUUCAUGUGCAAAUAUAAUUGAUUCUGCUAUUAAUGAGAUUUGUGCAUAAAUAUCUGAAUCCAGAGUUUGACUCUUCUGAUCAAAAGGCAAUAGACCAAGGUGUUCUUUCUCUUUUGUUUUGGCAUCACGAACAAUGGAGCAGAAUUGUAAGCCUAUAGUUGAAAUAACAGUAUCUCUGCAUUUAAAAAUCCAAUGUUAAUAAAUACAUGUACU
Molecule: messenger RNA, 3328 nt
Organism: Phasianus colchicus (ring-necked pheasant)
Lineage: Eukaryota; Metazoa; Chordata; Aves; Galliformes; Phasianidae
Product: carbonic anhydrase 3-like
Cellular component (GO): cytoplasm; cytosol
Molecular function (GO): zinc ion binding; carbonate dehydratase activity
Source: RefSeq, a predicted model, not a curated record